AUGGCGGAUACGCAGCAAGAACCGAUCCCGAACGACGCAACGAUACUGGUGACCGGCGCCAAUGGCUUCGUUGGGUCACAUGUAGCAGACCAGUUUCUACAGCGGGGGUUCAAGGUCCGCGGCGUCGUGCGCGACCGGGCGAGGAGUGCCUGGCUUGCCCAGCUCUUCCACAACAAGUACGGCCGAGACAGCUUUGAUCUAUUCCCCGUCGCCGACAUGGCAACCGAGGGAGCAUUCAGCGAAGCCGCCGCUGGGGUCUCUACCAUUGUGCACACAGCUUCAGUCAUGACCUUUGACUACGAUCCUAAUACCGUCAUCCCUCCCGCGAUCGCCGGCGCCCUGAACGCACUCAAGGCAGCAUACGCGCAGCCUAGUGUGAAGCGAUUCGUUCUCACGUCGUCUUCUACUGCGGCGUACUUGCCCGACUCGGGCGGCAACGGUGCGGCGCCCAUCGACAUUACAACAGAGACGUGGAACGAGGAUGCAAUUCGGAGAGCGUGGGCGGAUCCGCCCUACACUCCUGAGCGUGCGUCGUUCGUCUACGCCGCGAGCAAGGCCCAGGCCGAGCAGCGCGUCUGGGAGUUUCACCGCGAGAAUCGCCAUCGGCGACCAGACCUCACUGUAAACACCCUCCUUCCAAACAUGAACUUUGGGCGCAGCAUCGACCCAGUGCACCAGGGCCAUUCGAGCAUGUCGGGCCUUGUCGUGGACCUGUGGCAUGGGAAGACGCCCCAGCUCCUCGACGUACUACCCGCGCAAUACUUUAUCGACGUGCAAGACUGCGCACGGCUUCACGUGGCCGCGACGGUGCUUCCUGGCGUGCAAGGCGAGCGCAUCUUUGGCUUUGCCGGCCGGUUCAACUGGGUUGAUGUCUUGGACAUCUUGCGCAGACAGAACCCGGAGAGGAGCUUCACACAAAAGGUCGCUGGCGGUUGGGACCGUCGCGAGAUUGAGCCGCGGGCUCGCGCAGAGGAGAUGCUAUGCGCAAUGGGACAGGAGGGCUGGACGUCGUUGGAGCAGUCCGUCUGGCAAAAUACGGAGCAUCUUCGACCUGGAAAUUAG
This is a messenger RNA of Purpureocillium lilacinum, 1062 nucleotides long. RefSeq lists its product as uncharacterized. The record is from RefSeq and is a predicted model, not a curated record. Gene Ontology annotation, molecular function: oxidoreductase activity, acting on the CH-OH group of donors, NAD or NADP as acceptor. NCBI's taxonomy places the organism in Eukaryota, Fungi, Ascomycota, Sordariomycetes, Hypocreales, Ophiocordycipitaceae.